This is a messenger RNA of Acaromyces ingoldii, 1723 nucleotides long. RefSeq lists its product as hypothetical. NCBI's taxonomy places the organism in Eukaryota, Fungi, Basidiomycota, Exobasidiomycetes, Exobasidiales, Cryptobasidiaceae. Bases 141 to 1508 code for a protein of 455 amino acids. The record is from RefSeq and is a predicted model, not a curated record. The transcript is spliced from 3 exons.
AGGAAAUUUCACCGUUAUCGGCGAAAGGGAGGAUGGACAACCGGGUUUCAACAUAAGUAGGGGCGAAGGGAGAAGCCGGGCUGCUUCUCCUGCCCUUUUUGCCAACUACGUCGACGACUCGGAAGGCUGGCGACGGCGACAUGUCUUGCGAGACACACUACCAGGUCAUCGCGGGAGCGCAUGGGGAUCUCUCGCUCAAGGGCGGCGUUCACCUCUACGAUGCCUCGUCCGCGUCAAGGGUCCAGCAGGUGACUUGCAACCUCUUUGGCAUCAUCGAAUACUCAUGCAUGCGACCGCCUUCGGCCAGCAACUUCCAGGACCCCGAAAAGCCGCAAAUGCAUCGCAAGCGCCUUCGCUUCCUCGCAGAGACCUUCACCCCUCAACAAGACGAUCUCCUAAUGCAGCAAGAGGCAACAUUCGACUUUGACUUCGCCCUCCCCCAGCACAUUGAGCUCGAUGAGGACGCCCGUCGGCAGCUCGGCAUAAAACGCUCGCGAUUCGGUUCCCUGUAUGCGCUCCCACCUUCCUUCGAUGUCUCUCCGAAUCCCUCGGUAGGCAGCAGCCUCAGUGGGGUUCUCAAGGAUCUCUUUCUGCCCUGGAAGGGCGACAAGGUGGCCGCUGUCCGGUACCAUCUCGAGAUAAGGGUGCAACGUGACCGGGGAGGAGCCCAUCGGUUCGCCCCCUCUUCGCUUCAGCAAAAGGGCAAGAAGUUCAUCGUGCCCGUCCACAUCCCCUCAUGUCGAUCAGAGCAGCUCCUGGAGGCCCUCGAUCAGGAACCUGUAAUGCCACGGGAGACACUGCCCGGCUACACGCGCAAGGAACGAUUCGGCUGGUCCGUCGAUGCAGAAGAUCCGACGGGUAUGCGGCGCUUCUACAAGAACGGCAACCUGUGCUUGUCCAUGGGGCAAGCCAUUCAUGUGGGCGAUUCCGUCCCCUUCACGAUCAAGUUCGGCCACCCUUUAUCACCAAGCACGCGCAUCAGCGUCGACGCUGUGCUCCUCCGUUCCGUCUCCGCGCGUUCUGACUACGGAACGACGAUCAUUGAGACCGGGAAGGUGGCUGCCACGAAUCCGGUCCUUUUCACAACGUAUUCCGACAAGCACGACGUGAAUCCUUCCUCGCAGCCAGAGCCUAUCUCUAGGCUCGAUGGCUGCUUCCAAAUGAACGUCGCUACCGACGGCGCCCAUGGCGAGGGCAAAGGUGACACUUUCGCCCCAUCGUUUACAUUUGCCGCUCUUCAAGUCAAGUACCGCCUCCGCUUUCGACUGCGUCUCCAGAAUGCGACGCAGACGUUCGAAGCGCCCCUUCUCACACCAGAGAUUCUUCUCUUAGACAAACGAACCUCGGCGACGUCGCCAGGAGUUAUCACUAGACAGGUCUCUCAUGCUCAGCUCGAUGCUUCCUCUCCUUCGAGGCCAUCAACGGCAACGGGGCCGAUGCUUAAUUCUGCAGAUAUGCCGCCGCCCUACGUCGACCACCUCGCCUCGUCGUCGGUCUCUGUACACUGAUGUACUCUUUUCUCCUCUCUUGUAUUAGUAAGGCCUCUCUCUUUCUCUCCCCUUAAUGUGCUCUCGUAGAGUCCGCUAGACGGAAUGAAUACAGUCUCGCUCUGUUCUCACACCCGUCCUCCCAGUGUGCUACACAAAGUAUGCUGCGACCCUUGUUAUGCUAGUGGUACAGUGCAGUGUUGUUUCUCUACUCCCUCGCCCUCUUUCUCUUUUCG